This is a messenger RNA of Nelumbo nucifera (sacred lotus), 2516 nucleotides long. Its product is annotated as trifunctional UDP-glucose 4,6-dehydratase/UDP-4-keto-6-deoxy-D-glucose 3,5-epimerase/UDP-4-keto-L-rhamnose-reductase RHM1. Gene Ontology annotation, molecular function: dTDP-glucose 4,6-dehydratase activity. Gene Ontology annotation, biological process: nucleotide-sugar metabolic process. Lineage: Eukaryota; Viridiplantae; Streptophyta; Magnoliopsida; Proteales; Nelumbonaceae. The record is from RefSeq and is a predicted model, not a curated record.
AGGAAAAGAAAAUAAAGGAUUUACAAAAAAAGAGGGUGAGUAUAUAAGAGCAACCAUAACUACCUUCUCGACUCGCAAAUCUCUCCCAUUUCUUCCUCUAUUUGUCCGAAACACCCCGAUAAAUCUCCCCUCUAUCUUCUCCAGCUUAUAUCGCGCCCGAUCCCUCUCGAUCUCGGCCUGAAAUCUCAGGAACGGACGUCGAGUUGCUUGGAUAUGGCCACCUAUACACCCAAGAACAUCCUUAUUACUGGUGCAGCUGGCUUCAUUGCAUCCCAUGUUUGCAACCGGCUGAUCAGGAAUUACCCUGAUUACAAGAUUGUCGUACUUGAUAAGCUUGAUUACUGCUCAAAUCUGAAAAACCUCCUUCCCUCUAGGUCAUCCCCCAACUUCAAGUUUGUCAAGGGAGACAUUGCCAGUGCUGACCUUGUCAACUUCCUUCUGAUUACUGAGUCCAUUGAUACUAUAAUGCACUUUGCUGCUCAAACCCAUGUUGAUAACUCCUUUGGUAAUAGCUUUGAGUUCACCAAGAACAACAUCUAUGGUACCCAUGUUCUCCUAGAAGCCUGCAAAGUGACAGGCCAGAUUAGGAGAUUCAUCCAUGUAAGCACUGAUGAGGUCUAUGGGGAAACAGAUGAGGAUGCUCUUGUUGGAAACCACGAGGCUUCUCAACUCCUCCCAACAAAUCCCUACUCUGCAACAAAAGCUGGGGCUGAAAUGCUUGUAAUGGCAUAUGGGAGAUCAUAUGGCUUGCCUGUGAUUACUACCAGAGGAAACAAUGUUUACGGGCCCAAUCAGUUUCCUGAAAAGCUAAUUCCAAAGUUCAUCCUCUUGGCCAUGAGAGGUAAGCCACUUCCAAUUCAUGGUGAUGGAUCUAAUGUGAGGAGUUAUCUCUAUUGCGAGGAUGUUGCCGAGGCUUUUGAAGUCGUUCUCCACAGGGGAGAAGUUGGUCAUGUUUACAACAUUGGGACAAAGAAAGAAAGAAGAGUUAUUGAUGUGGCUAAGGAUAUAUGCAAGCUUUUCUCAUUGGAUCCCGACUCAGUUAUUAAAUUUGUCGAUAACAGACCAUUUAAUGACCAGAGGUAUUUCUUGGAUGAUCAGAAGCUGAAGAACUUGGGCUGGUCAGAACGGACAACAUGGCAGGAGGGUUUAAAGAAGACUAUGGAAUGGUAUAUAAACAAUCCUGAUUGGUGGGGUGAUGUCUCUGGGGCUUUGCUGCCUCACCCUAGAAUGCUUAUGAUGGCUGGAACUGAAAGACAUUUUGAUGGAUCUGAAGAUAGCAAUUCAACCUCUCAUGUAUCAAGAAAUCCUAAUCCCACCCGUAUGGUGGUUCCAGUUUCAAGGAGCAACAGCUCCAUUAAUAGACCACCUUUAAAGUUCUUGAUUUAUGGUAGGACAGGGUGGAUUGGGGGUCUUCUUGGAAAGAUAUGUGAGAAACAAGGGAUACCCUUUGAGUAUGGUAGAGGGCGCCUGGAGGAACGAUCACAGAUAAUUGCUGAUGUCCAGAAUGUUAGGCCAACCCAUGUUUUCAAUGCUGCUGGUGUAACUGGGAGACCCAAUGUUGACUGGUGCGAGUCUCACAAAGCAGAGACAAUUCGCACCAAUGUUGCAGGUACUUUGAACUUAGCAGAUGUCUGCAGGGAGCAUGGUCUCCUCAUGAUGAAUUUUGCAACUGGGUGCAUAUUUGAGUAUGAUGCUGCACACCCAGAAGGAUCAGGCAUUGGAUUCAAAGAGGAAGACAAACCUAAUUUCACUGGUUCAUUUUAUUCAAAGACCAAGGGCAUGGUUGAAGAGCUAUUGAAAGAAUAUGAAAAUGUUUGCACCCUCAGAGUCCGAAUGCCAAUAUCUUCUGACCUUACCAAUCCACGCAACUUCAUCACAAAGAUUUCUCGCUAUAACAAGGUGGUUAACAUUCCAAACAGCAUGACCAUAUUGGAUGAGCUUUUACCAAUUUCUAUUGAGAUGGCAAAACGGAACUGCAGGGGGAUAUGGAACUUCACAAACCCUGGUGUUGUGAGCCAUAAUGAGAUUUUGGAGAUGUACAAGAAAUACAUUGACCCUGACUUCAAGUGGGUUAACUUCACACUGGAAGAGCAGGCCAAGGUAAUAGUUGCUCCUCGAAGCAACAAUGAAAUGGAUGCAUCCAAGUUGAAGAAGGAGUUCCCUGAGUUGCUACACAUCAAGGAAUCACUGAUCAAGUAUGUCUUUGAACCCAACAAGAAGGUCUUUACUGGGGAGGCAAAAUAAGGAUUUUGGUGGCUUUAGCUCUCAGGAUUGACCCCUGCAUUUUGUGUUAGUAGUAGGUUUUGGAUUAUCUUCACACUGUUACCAGUUCCAGUUAUUCUUCAUUAGUAACUUCAUUUCACCCUUAGCCUUCUUAUUUCUAGUAGGAUAAUUCCAUGAGGACAUCUUCUUGUGCCAUUUCCUUGUAGUAUGUUGAUAUAGGCCCGUGGUUCUCUUUGGAGGAACGUUAGGUUAGGAUGUAUUUUUUAUAUAUUUGAGGUCUUCGCUUGCAAGCA